GGUUAAUAGCUAACUAAACAUUAGUAUAUACAGUAUGUUGUAGUGACAAAAGUUAGUGUUGGAAUUUUUGUAAUUUUCUCUUUUAAAUUGUUUUUUUCACUCAAAUGAGAAUCUGAUAUUUACUAAAUUAUACUUAUACCUACUAAUUUGUUUUUAUAUAUUAUCAAAACCCUUCUUGAUAAUCUUGUAAUUUGUACAUUUGUUGAUUUACCUUUAAAAUCGAAGUUUAACUCAAUGUAAAUAUAUGAUUAUUUUAAUACACAGAUGACUAGGGUGGAAUUAUCUAGAAGGCUCAAGGUUCGCUCCUACUUGAAGUGUUUGUUCUUUGUGCUUGGGAUCUAUGUUUGUUUUUUAUCCUUCGGGUACUUUUUGGAGAAACUUCUUAAGUUUAAUUAUGAAGAGAAUCGCAUUUAUAGUUUUCCUAUUUUUAUAGUUGUAAUUACCACUUUUUCAAACCUGAUAAUGAGCUCUACCUUGCUCCUGGUUCAACAUAACAAAACCACGGUCCUAUCUAGCCGUAAAUCGCAUCCAAAUUUAAAGAAUCCGGCCAAAUUAUCCGGUAGUUUUGAUGAAUCUGGUAAAAUGGCCUCAACUCCAGAUUUGACCGAGAAAUUGGAGGUCAGAUCUUCUUUGUUUUCAGUGCUUGAAAAGAAGCACCUAGUUAAGCUUUCAAUCUCCUCCUCAUUUUGCGUUUUAGCUCAAAUGACUUCUACCUACGCACUUCCUCGUGUAGGUACUCCCACGCAGGUGGUUAUCAAGAGCUCCAAAAUGGUUCCGAUUCUGAUUGGAGGCUUUCUUCUGUUUAGGAAGAAGUACGCCUGGUACGACGUCAGCUGUGUUUUUUGUGUAACUUUAUCUCUCAUCUUGUUCAACUUUGACCACUUUGUAAACUAUAAAAGUAACAAGACUUCAGUUUUUGGCAUUUUCAUGUGCUUCCUCUCACUAGUUUGUGACGCUUUUGUCGGCCCUAUCCAGGAUGACGUUCUUUCAAAAGUAGAUGUGCAUCCUCACGUCCUAAUGUUCAUCACAAACCUAGUUUCUCUGCCUCUUGCAUUCCUUGUUUCUUUCCUAACUGAGGGUCUUGAUCCUUUCUACAUCCUCUUUAAGCACAGACAUAUUUUGAGACUUGUGUUCUUUCUGGCCGUUUCUGGUAGUUUGGGCCAACUUUUUGUAUUUCUAUGUAUCAAGACCUAUGGUAGUUUAUACACUGGCAUCAUUACAACUCUCAGGAAAGCCUUCACAACUCUCCUAUCUGUCUACAUUUUCAAGCAUAAAAUGACCCACCUUCAGUGGUUUUCUCUCAUUCUAACCUUUUCUAGCAUCUUCUUUCAACAGUUUUUCAAAAACAAAUCAAAGAAAUUUAAAACCAAAUGACAUUCAGUUCACACAUCUAAUAUGCUAUACUAUAAA
Theileria parva strain Muguga is the source of this 1410-nucleotide messenger RNA. RefSeq names its product UAA transporter family protein (gene meigo). The transcript has a single exon. Gene Ontology annotation, cellular component: Golgi membrane; endoplasmic reticulum membrane. Gene Ontology annotation, biological process: UDP-galactose transmembrane transport. Lineage: Eukaryota; Apicomplexa; Aconoidasida; Piroplasmida; Theileriidae. Gene Ontology annotation, molecular function: UDP-galactose transmembrane transporter activity; UDP-glucose transmembrane transporter activity. Bases 265 to 1374 code for a protein of 369 amino acids. The record is from RefSeq and is a predicted model, not a curated record.